AUGUUAAAGUUCCAAUUAUUAGUAUUAAUUAGUUUUACAUUAACAGCAUUUUUAAUAACAUUAUUACCAACUAUUCAAGCUGCAAAGGUUAUUCCAUUUUGUAAAUGUACUUGUGGUGAAAAUUCUACAAUUUUUGCUCUGGAAGUAGGUACUCUUUGUUCAGAAUGUAAUAAGGCUUUUUGUAUACAAGAAAUGGGCGACGAAUGUUCUGGCGUUAAUAAUGAUGACUCUGGUAAUGUUUGUGACAUUCAAGCAAUUGCAACAUGUUUUGAACGAGAUUCUUACAAAGACGAAGCAAUAGUUUAUUUUUACAUAAUAAUUACAUGUGGUUUAUUAUUUGCAGCAUUAAUAAAACCUUUUAUUGAAGAAUGGUUAAAGAGAACUAAUUUUUACUCAUCAAUGCCAAACAGUUAA
Messenger RNA from Entrophospora candida, 414 nucleotides. The record is from the annotation of a GenBank genome assembly. Lineage: Eukaryota; Fungi; Glomeromycota; Glomeromycetes; Entrophosporales; Entrophosporaceae.